Molecule: messenger RNA, 1540 nt
Organism: Mollisia scopiformis
Lineage: Eukaryota; Fungi; Ascomycota; Leotiomycetes; Helotiales; Mollisiaceae
Exons: 3
Coding region: 72-1415 (447 amino acids)
Source: RefSeq, a predicted model, not a curated record
CACUCAUCUAGGAAUAAAUAAACACGACACCCAUAGAAGAUCCCGGAUAUCUAUUGCGCGCCACUCUCAAGAUGUCGAAAUCGGAGCGCGUGUUAUUCCCGACGCCGGUUUCAGCGGUCAAGGGUGCGAUAUGUUUCACAUGCUACAAGGCAACGACGAAGCUGAACAGAUGUAGCGGUUGCAGACGCGUCUGCUACUGCUCAGCUGAGUGCCAGAAGAAGGACUGGAGAAGAGGUCAUAAGCAAUUGUGUCCGGUACUUCAGGGUAUCAAUGCCCUCGAUUCUCCGAAGCAAUCUCAAACAUGGGAGGAAUAUCGAGACGGAAUGUGGACGCGAGUUUCAGCAUUCAGAACCCAAAAGGCAAAAUUUACUGUCAAUGACGAACGCGUCCUUCAGUACCAACCAUACUGUAUUGGCUGCCACUUGAAUGCCUUCCAGCUUCCCACAGGCUCAACACUGAAGCUCUGCCCCAAAUGUCAAAUUGCAGCCCACUGCUCGUCAUGCGAUCUCUCUUUGCACGACUCUGUUUGUUCCGAUCUCAGAGAGGUGAUGACUGCAGAACGCUUCGCUGUGGCUCACUAUACCGAAACGGGCGAGCCUUCUCUUUCCAUGCCAACCGGCACACCUCGCACAACCUACCUCCCAAUAUCCACAGCUAGUUCCUGGUACGAUUACUACACCAAGAUAUCAGAUAAACAAAUGGUUGAAGGGCUGUUGUCUCAUGAUCUUAAACCACUGGCAGGAAAUGACGAAAUGGCAAGUGCAUUGCGAGCUGCGACGGAGAAAAUGAGCAUGAUGAUAUCCAUCAUCGCUGGUCUCGAAGCCGUGUAUCCGGAUCUUGGGACGAAAGAAAAAGUGGAUCUUCAUUUGAUUGGAGCCAACGCGAAGGAGCUCGAUGCUUUGAUGCUCUUCGAAGAAUUGCUUCAUCUUCUUCCGUGCCUCAAAGAGGUUAACUGCUCCUUCGUUGGCCUGGAGCUACCAAAUCCGAUGGAUGCAGGUGGGAGGAUAGUCCUUGACUGCUGUCCAGAAUGCACGAAACAGAAGAAAGUGAGAAGUAUAGAGAUGCAUAAAGGCGCAUAUCAUGACUUUGCCAAAUCGCCAGCAUACAAGAAGCCGGAUCUUGCUGUUGCGUUCCAGACAGGACAUUCACAGGAAUGUGUUGAUGAUUGGACGCCAACGAUCAGAUACUUGGUCCAUGCACCUCACUGCACUAUGUUCACGACAUUUAAUGAAAAGGAGAUGGUUGAGGAGAUUGAGAUACUGAAGAAACUUGACGCGAAAUUCCUGGUCGAUGGGGAGAAGAACAAAUGGCAGGGUAUGAGACCAUUACUGGAGGUCAUUGAAGAGACAGAGAACAGCGUGUACUACAACCACCAAUACUGGUAUGUUGUACAAGGUCUGCUGGUUUCAACCUAGAGGUUAAUGCUCGAUGCCUCUUUCUUCUUCAAUUACUUUCGGCGUUCGUAAUCAUAGAGGACAUCAAAAGUCAAAUUUGGGACUCGGAGAUCAUAAAACAGUGUCAUUAAUUCUCUUAGAUUACC